UAGAAAGAACAGACCAAAAGUGUGACAAAUAUAUUUUUUCUCAUUCUAACUUGUUACAGCAGUGCAACUAAAAAAUUUCAUCUAAAGUAUGCAGAGUCCAAUUAAGAAUUAACUGUUGUUAGCUAGUAAUAAUGACAAGCGAUCAUCGUGAAAGAUAUAACGCACUUACGGCAAAUGUGUGAAACGUAAAGCGACAAGUUUGCUUGGGAUUUGUUUCGUAAGACUGCGUUUAAACUUUAGUUUUUAAUACACGAAAGAUUUAUUUCGGAAAUUCAACUGGGGAAUUUAAAGAAAAAGAAGAAGAAAGAUUUUAUAGUGUCUAUUAAAAAUAUUUACCAUUUAAUUUUUGCUAGUUUGGUUAACUUACACAAUUUCAAGUUAAAGUAAGAUAAAACGCAAGAUUUUUUUCGGAAGACAUGGAUAUUGUUAUAAAAUUGAACGAACAAACGGCAGGAAGAGACAAAAUAAUAAGAUUGCUUCAAUAUGGGAGUCGAGCGUAUUGGUACUACGCACAAAAUGGGCACAGCACAAGAUAUUCUGCAGAAAUUUUGAGAAGUUUGGAAUUCACUUUUAGUUCAUUUCGAAAACUAUUGCGCUUUGGAAGAUGCUUAGAUAGCUUGUAUUUUGCCCUAAAAAUUAUCAAGUAUCCAGAUCCUAUGGUGAGAAUAACAUUAAUCAUGGCAAAGAUGGCAAAUGCUUUGUACUUACUGGCAGAUCAUUUGAUCUGGAUUGGCAGAGUAGGAAUUGUGCGAGUCGAUUUAGAAAAGUGGAAUAAAGUUGCUAACAAAUAUUGGUUACUAACAAUCAUUAUGAGUUUAACGAGAGAUAUUUAUGAAAUUCUUAAGAUUUCGAAACAUGAGAAGAAUGCAUUUAAGCAACGUUAUACAUUAUCUUGCCUAAAAAAUCAUAAGGAAAUAAUGAUGGAUACUGUGAAAAAUGUAUGUGAUUUGUUCAUUCCAUUAACAGUAUUGGGCGUCACAAAAUGUACUCCAGGUACAAUAGGUUUACUUGGAAUAAUUUCUUCGCUGAUUGGUUUAUAUACAAUAAUUGAUCCACUUUAUAAGUUGUCUCCAUCCUAGGAUAAGACAUUUUAUCAAAUUUGCUCAUAUGAUAUAUUGUGUACUCAAUUUGAUAUAUGUACGUUAAAUCAUUUAUAUAUGUACAUAUAUAAUAUGCGAUUGAAGGUUAUUUAUAAGUGUACAUAGGGACAGAGGCAAUAUUCUUAUAUGUACUAAAAUGUUAUGUAAUUUUAUAAUUACUUAUUAAAUGAGAAAAUAAAUGAGGUUUAUAUAA
Messenger RNA from Monomorium pharaonis (pharaoh ant), 1293 nucleotides. RefSeq names its product peroxisomal membrane protein 11B (gene Pex11ab). NCBI's taxonomy places the organism in Eukaryota, Metazoa, Arthropoda, Insecta, Hymenoptera, Formicidae. Gene Ontology annotation, cellular component: peroxisomal membrane. Gene Ontology annotation, biological process: peroxisome fission; regulation of peroxisome size. Bases 417 to 1079 code for a protein of 220 amino acids. The record is from RefSeq and is a predicted model, not a curated record. The transcript is spliced from 3 exons.